Messenger RNA from Effrenium voratum, 3285 nucleotides. Lineage: Eukaryota; Dinophyceae; Suessiales; Symbiodiniaceae. The record is from the annotation of a GenBank genome assembly.
AUGAUGUCAGCUCUGAAGCAGGGCGCAGUGUGCAGUGCUGCCGCCCACGCACAGGCAGCGAGCCUCGAGACCUCUCAGCAGGCCAUGCUACAGGAAGAGCUGUUGAAGUUCUUCGAGGACUCGCCGAACACGCGAAACAUACGUGGCUCCUGGCUGCGGCUGGCGCCGGCGGCGGCAGUCUGCGGACUGCCAGGCUGCCAGGUCUUAGGCCCGGGGUCUCCGAGCCAUUUCCCCUUUCAGGGAAGUCCGAAGGUGACCUCAGUUCAUCUGAAGGAGUUGGUCAUUUCGAGGCUCCCCGAAGGAACUCCUCCUGCAGUGCCUUCCGGGCUCGGCAUGUGCACGCUCUGCGCGCGGCACCGGUGCCUCUGCGGGGGCCUGGCGGCCUUUCUAGGCACGGUCUGCAUCUUUGGAGCAGCAUGUGCAACCAGCAUCUACGUGCGGCUGACGCCUUUGUACAGCACCAUCGAGUGCCGCCACGGGUCCACGCAGAUGCAGAACUUGCACGUGGGUGUGCCUCUGAUCUCCGCCACCAGCUUUGACCUCAUCAUCGAGAUGAAGUGCCAGAACCCGAACCCCUACUCCAUAGGCUUCGAGUGGACCGAGCCGGGUACUGUCUACAUCGGCCGAUCCAUGACGGAGGUGGGACACACCCAGGACGUGCCGGGAAAGGAGAACUACUUCCCAGCAGAUGGGAAUGGAUCCACCUGGGUUAAGGCGAACACCACCAUCAACGCCAAGCUGCUCUCCUCGCUGGCGGGGGACCUGCUCUUCUCCGGGGGCCAGCUGCCCUUGCGCCUGGAGCUGAGGCAGAGGUUGGAGGUGGAUGUGAUGCUCCUCUUCGGGGGCGGCGCUCAGGUGGCGCAGGACUUCGUGAAGGACUGCGGCAUGAUGAUUGGCAACCUGGGCCCCAACCCCAAGAUAGGCCCCAUGGCCUGUGCCAACACCUUUGAUGAGCUGGUCAUCCCCCCUGUCAGUGGGGGCAGCUCCGACGGGGUGAUGCGCUUGGAGGCCAAGAUGGUGGCGCCCAAGAAGAUCCAGCAGGGUAUGGACCUGAAGAACUGGGGCCUUGGGCUCACCAUGGCCGUGUUUUACACUCUGGGCUUGGUACUCUACGUUGUGGCAGGCUGCCUCUUCUGGCGCCACGCAAAGGAUGCGUCGGCCAAGCGAGAGGAGCUGGAGGCCAGCAGCAAUGUGACCAUGGAGCUGGACUCAGCGUCUUGGAUCCAUCAGCUCUUCGAUCAACGCCUCGAUGGCUACACCAGACGCCUCGGCACCUGCAUUGAACAGGAGCCUCCCGAGCCAGGCGCGACGGGCGCGCGAUGGGAAGCUUCCUGGGCAGAUGAGUUCUGCGGAUGGUUGAAAUGGAACUCCGCGAGGUCUCUGACUGCCGACCGCUUUACAACUUUGCUACGGGAGGUCCGGGUCUCGAGACGCGCGGGGCUUUCAGAGCUUCUCAUGACUGGUGAUGUGGUCGCAAAGAAAGCGAUGCCGGGCCGGGCGUAUGAGUGCUUUGGCGGAGAGCCGGCGCCGGACGCGGAGCCGGAGGAAAGAAGCCGAGACUGCUUCGGCAUUUUGGUUCUCCGAAAAGCAGCACCUGCCUACGAGAUUUUGACCUCUUACGUAGGCAUCUACGUGCGGCUGACGCCUUUGUACAGCACCAUCGAGUGCCGCCACGGGUCCACGCAGAUGCAGAACUUGCACGUGGGUGUGCCUCUGAUCUCCGCCACCAGCUUUGUUCCUGGGAUCGAAGACCUCAUCAUCGAGAUGAAGUGCCAGAACCCGAACCCCUACUCCAUAGGCUUCGAGUGGACCGAGCCGGGUACUGUCUACAUCGGCCGAUCCAUGACGGAGGUGGGACACACCCAGGACGUGCCGGGAAAGGAGAACUACUUCCCAGCAGAGCCCUGGCGGAGCGGUAGGCUCUCCUCGCUGGCGGGGGACCUGCUCUUCUCCGGGGGCCAGCUGCCCUUGCGCCUGGAGCUGAGGCAGAGGCCAGCGGCCAGCGGCCGUGGGUUGGAGGUGGAUGUGAUGCUCCUCUUCGGGGGCGGCGCUCAGGUGGCGCAGGACUUCGUGCCCCUCGUCGUGGGCGUGAGGAAGGACUGCGGCAUGAUGAUUGGCAACCUGGGCCCCAACCCCAAGAUAGGCCCCAUGGCCUGUGCCAACACCUUUGAUGAGCUGGUCAUCCCCCCUGUCAGUGGGGGCAGCUCCGACGGGGUGAUGCGCUUGGAGGCCAAGAUGGUGGCGCCCAAGAAGAUCCAGCAGGGUAUGGACCUGAAGAACUGGGGCCUUGGGCUCACCAUGGCCGCGCCUUGGGAUGAGUUGGGCCAUUGGGAUGGGAGGAAGGUGUUUUACACUCUGGGCUUGGUACUCUACGUUGUGGCAGGCUGCCUCUUCUGGCGCCUUGAUCCGAUGAACCUGGCGACGCUUGCGCGCCACGCAAAGGAUGCGUCGGCCAAGCGAGAGGAGCUGGAGGCUCGACGCGUCGACUUGAUUUCACCACGUGCCAUCGCCAUCGAGUCCGCCAUUUUCAGUGGCCUGCUCCUGUCGGCCAGCAGCAAUGUGACCAUGGAGCUGGACUCAGCGUCUUGGAUCCAUCAGCUCUUCGAUCAACGCCUCGAUGGCUACACCAGACGCCUCGGCACCUGCAUUGAACAGGAGCCUCCCGAGCCAGGCGCGACGGGCGCGCGAUGGGAAGCUUCCUGGGCAGAUGAGUUCUGCGGAUGGUUGAAAUGGAACUCCGCGAGGUCUCUGACUGCCGACCGCUUUACAACUUUGCUACGGGAGGUCCGGGUCUCGAGACGCGCGGGGCUUUCAGAGCUUCUCAUGACUGGUGAUGUGGUCGCAAAGAAAGCGAUGCCGGGCCGGGCGUAUGAGUGCUUUGGCGGAGAGCCGGCGCCGGACGCGGAGCCGGAGGACGGCUUCGCCGCCUUCUUCGGCUAUGCCGAGGUGGAGGCCGAAGUGAAGCCGCAGAAGCCGCAGGACGCCUUUCAAGAGUGGUAUGGCUAUGAGGAGUCGGUGCAAGAAGCCCAGAUUAUGCAUCUCCCAGACCGAGAUCCCUGCUCCGUGAACGAUGAGAGCUGCCAGCGACUGGCCGUCGAGGCGACCGAGGCCAGCCUGGCUCUGCUGAAGGAAAUCAUCGAAGAGAAGAGGACAGAGAUGCUGCUUCAGCAGGGUGAUGACAAGCUGCGGCUUCAGCAGGAGAUCUACCUGCUGAAGCUUCAGCAAAGUCGCCUGGCCCACGGGAUCUGGAGUCUUCACAUGGAGCCCGGCACGGAGUUGGACUGA